Messenger RNA from Octodon degus (degu), 1500 nucleotides. It is a transcript of the gene Sp6, whose product is annotated as Sp6 transcription factor. Gene Ontology annotation, biological process: regulation of transcription by RNA polymerase II. The transcript has 2 exons. Gene Ontology annotation, molecular function: DNA-binding transcription factor activity, RNA polymerase II-specific; RNA polymerase II cis-regulatory region sequence-specific DNA binding. Bases 255 to 1391 code for a protein of 378 amino acids. The record is from RefSeq and is a predicted model, not a curated record. NCBI's taxonomy places the organism in Eukaryota, Metazoa, Chordata, Mammalia, Rodentia, Octodontidae.
CCUGCCACUCCCCGGGAGAGCCGGGCCACUGUUUCCGGGAUUAUCCUAAAAGCUUCCGAGGCCGCGAGGACUUGGCAGCAGCCCUCCUGUGUCUCCCACCUCCCCCUCGGCCUCCCUGUCGCCCCGUUUAUAAAGGCUGGUUCUCUAGUUGCCCCCACUCGGCCCUCAGCCGCUGCCAGCCCGGGGCUCCAUGGACUGGUACCUCCUGAGGUGCCCCUGACCGUCCUGGCCCCACCCCACCCCGGAUCCCGGCAAUGCUAACCGCUGUCUGCGGCUCUCUGGGCAGCCAGCACCCGGACGCGCCUCACGCCUCCCCGCCGCGCCUCGACCUGCAGCCACUCCAGACGUACCAAGGCCACACGAGCCCGGAGGCUGGGGACUAUCCCUCCCCGCUGCAGCCGGCCGAGCUGCAGAGCCUCCCGCUGGGCCCGGAGGUGGACUUCUCCCAGGGCUAUGAGCUGCCAGGGUCCUCCUCGCGGGUGACCUGCGAGGAUCUGGAAAGCGACAGUCCCUUAACCCCGGGACCCUUUUCCAAGCUCCUGCAGCCGGACAUGUCGCACCAUUACGAAUCAUGGUUCCGGCCGACCCACCCGGGCACGGAGGACGGCUCGUGGUGGGACCUUCAUCCGGGCACCAGCUGGAUGGACCUCCCGCACACUCAGGGCGCUCUCGCCUCCCCGGGUCAUCCCGGAGCGCUCCAGGCGGGAUUGGGGGGCUAUGUCGGCGACCACCAACUUUGUGCCCCGCCGCCGCACCCGCAUCCGCACCCGCACCACCUCCUCCCGGCCGCCGGGGGGCAGCACCUCCUCGGGCCGCCCGACGGAGCCAAGGUCUUGGAAGCUGCGGCGCCCGAGGCCCAAGGGUUGGAUUCCGGUCUGGACGCGGCGGCCCGGCCCAAAGGCUCCCGGAGAUCGGUGCCCCGCAGCUCGGGCCAGACCGUCUGUCGCUGCCCCAACUGCAUGGAGGCCGAGAGGCUGGGGUCCCCGUGCGGGCCCGAUGGGAGCAAGAAGAAGCAUUUGCACAACUGCCAUAUACCUGGCUGCGGGAAAGCCUACGCCAAGACAUCGCACCUGAAGGCGCACCUGCGCUGGCACAGUGGCGACCGUCCCUUCGUGUGCAACUGGCUCUUCUGCGGCAAGCGCUUCACACGCUCCGACGAGCUGCAGCGCCACCUGCAGACGCACACGGGCACCAAGAAGUUCCCCUGCGCCGUGUGCAGCCGCGUCUUCAUGCGCAGCGACCACCUGGCCAAGCACAUGAAGACCCACGAGGGCGCCAAGGAGGAGGCAGCCACAGCGGGCCCCGGCGAGGCUAAGGCCGGAGGCGCGGUGGAGCCGCCCGGGGGAAAAGGCAAGCGGGAGGCUGAGGGCAGCGCGGCGCCCUCCAACUGAGCUCCUCCCGGGGUUGCCUCCUCGCGGGCUCCGUGGGGGCGUCCGGAGAGGGCCCCUGAGCGGCAUCUGGGAGGCGGCUUGAGUAAGGGGGAGGUGGUUAUUUAUUGAG